Molecule: messenger RNA, 1677 nt
Organism: Lachancea sp. 'fantastica'
Lineage: Eukaryota; Fungi; Ascomycota; Saccharomycetes; Saccharomycetales; Saccharomycetaceae
Source: the annotation of a GenBank genome assembly
AUGUCUGAUAAAAUCACCGAAAAAUUAAAGGCCUUUUCCAACAAGAUCAUGUCCAACGACGCCGAAGACAAGACCGGCUCGUCGUCUCCAUCUGCCGUGGAACCGGAAGUGGACCCACUUCAGAAAUCCGGAAACGACCACCACCGCCAGGCCCGCGAAGUCACGGAAGACCAGCGCGCCCACGCUCCAGGCUCGCACGUCCAGACCCAGGACGGCAAGCCCCGCACCAAGUCGUUUUUGGAAAGCGACGGCAUCGACGAAUUGAAACCUACAACCCGCAAGCACCGUGUGUCUUCGAUUUCGCUAAGUGAUCAAUGGCGCAUCAACCAGGAUUUGCACCCCAUGACCGCCUUAGACGACGGAACCCCAUCGUCGAGAUCGAUAUCGCGCAAAGCAUCCGUUGUCUCUCGUGGCAGCGUUUCACGCCGUCCAUCCAACGCCGUUCGCUACCGCAAACAGGUUAUCGACCACGAGCGUGUUGCAUCGUAUGCUUUUGCGUUCGAUAUCGACGGUGUGAUUGUCCGUGGUCCAGAGACUAUUCCAGAGGCAAGAGAAGCUCUACGCAUGUUGAAUGGCCAAAACAAGUACAACAUCAAAGUUCCUUACAUUUUCAUCACUAACGGUGGUGGCCGUUCCGAGAAGGCCCGUUGCAAAGAUCUAUCCAAGAGACUUGGUAUCACCGUCACUGAAGACCAGGUCAUUCAAGGUCACACCCCUAUGAAGGAUUUGGUUCCAGCCUACAAAAACGUUUUGGUUGUUGGUGGUGUUCUAGACUCGUGUCGUAAAGUGGCUCAAGACUAUGGGUUUGAAAACGUGUAUAUUCCACUGGAUGUUAUGAAAUGGAAUCCUAGUGUCACCCCAUACUACCAACUCUCGGACGAAGAGAAAGAGGUGGCCCGUGACGUGGACUUUUCCAAGAUCUCCAUCGACGCCAUUCUCGUUUUUGCAGACUCCAGAAAUUGGGCUGCCGACCAGCAAAUCAUCUUGGAAAUUUUGCUGUCAAAGAAUGGUGUUAUGGGCACUGUUGCUCAUGACCCCUCUGAGAAUCACGUUGGUCUAUACUUUGCUCACUCGGACUUUGUUUGGGCAACAGAUUACGGUCUUUCUCGUUACGGUAUGGGUGCUUUGCAAGUGUCCAUUGCAGCUCUUUACCAAGAGCAUACCGGUCGCGAGCUGCAAGUUACCAGGUUUGGUAAACCCCAACGUGGUACUUUCAGAUUCGCCGAAAAGGUUUUGUCCAACUGGAGAAGAAAUACGCUUUCCGAACACGUUGAGAACUUGAGUCUGGAGGAUGCAGACGCCGAAGCCGAAGCCGAUUUAUCUGAUUCGGACGACGAGAGCAAUGACACCGAAGGUGUCACUUUGCAAAAGGACUCCAAGCUCUCUUUGGAGCUACCUCCUGCUUCCACAGUAUACUUUGUGGGUGACACUCCUGAAUCUGAUAUUAGAUUCGCCAACUCUCACGAUUCUUCUUGGUUCUCCAUUCUGGUCAAGACCGGUGUUUUCCAGGACAACAAAUUGCCAAAGUACCAGCCUAAGCAAAUCUGUGAUGACGUGCUUGAGGCCGUCAAGUUUGCCAUUGAGAGAGAACACCAAAAAGAAGUUGAAGAGUGGAACGAAACCGCCAUCGAAGCGCCUGUGGUGGAAGAAACCACUGCUCAAGCCAGAAAACCUUAA